Betta splendens (Siamese fighting fish) is the source of this 2217-nucleotide messenger RNA. It is a transcript of the gene clk4a, whose product is annotated as CDC-like kinase 4a. The record is from RefSeq and is a predicted model, not a curated record. Gene Ontology annotation, molecular function: protein tyrosine kinase activity; ATP binding. Bases 158 to 1711 code for a protein of 517 amino acids. Gene Ontology annotation, biological process: regulation of RNA splicing; protein phosphorylation. Lineage: Eukaryota; Metazoa; Chordata; Actinopteri; Anabantiformes; Osphronemidae. The transcript is spliced from 13 exons. Gene Ontology annotation, cellular component: nucleus.
UGUUGCGUCAUGGAAUUUGCUGGAGAACAUUCUAUCGGAUUUAGGGUAGGUCGCCAUCUUUGGAGACGACAAGACGGACAGAGGUUUUGCUUUCAGUGUAUUUGUUCAUAUUUUUCACAUAAUCGAUCCGUUCAAACCUGAUAAUUAUUCCAAAAAGAUGCGCCACUCGAAGCGAAUGCGCUCCCCCGGUGUGUGGCUCGACGAGUACAGCUGGGAGGAGAGGAUGGAGUGUCGCAAACGCAGGAAGAGGGAGUCGCACAGCAGCGAGCGAGAGAACCGGUCCAGGAGAGUUCAACGUCACCACAACAUGUAUGACGGGCACUAUCUGGAGAACCGCAGUUUGAACCAGAGGCUGGACCCACGGGAAGGACAAACCCGCGACCAUAGUUUGGACAUGACCUGUGAGGAUGACAGUCGUGACGGCACCUGUAAAGAAAGAGACCAUGAUUGGCACCAUUACAGCAAGUCAUCAGGACGUAGUGGUCGAAGCCGGCGAAGCAGCCGCAGACACAGAGAUGGAAAACACAUGCGUAGCCACUUGCGGCACAGGUCCUCAUCGAGGAGGAGCCAUCACCGCAGGAGCAGGAAAAGAUCCAGGAGUUUUGAGGAUGAUGGCGAGGGUCACCUCAUCUAUCACAGUGGAGACAUGCUGAGAGCGAGAUAUGAGAUUGUGUGUACUCUAGGAGAGGGUGCCUUUGGGAAGGUUGUUGAAUGCAUUGAUCAUUCAAAUGAUGGAGCUCGAGUGGCUCUGAAGAUCAUAAAAAACAUAGAUCGCUACCGUGAUGCAGCUAUGUCUGAGGUACAGGUGCUUAAGCAGCUCGGCUCCCUCGACUCAGACAUGCGAUAUGCUUGUGUACAAAUGCUGGACUGGUUUGAUUACCACGGCCACAUUUGUAUUGCUUUUGAGCUGCUUGGCCUCAGUACUUAUGAUUUUCUGAAGGAGAACAAUUUCCAGCCUUUUCCUAUUGAACACAUCAGGCACAUGGCAUACCAGAUAAUUCGAGCUGUUCAAUUUCUGCAUAAAAACAAGCUGACUCACACAGACCUGAAGCCUGAGAAUAUUCUCUUCAUUAAUUCAGAAUAUGAUUUGGAGUACAAUCCUGCCAUGAAACAAGAUGAAAGAACAUUGAGGAAUCCAGAUGUGAAAAUUGUGGACUUUGGCAACGCCACAUACGAACAUGAGCACCACACCUCAGUAGUGUCGACACGUCACUACCGUGCUCCUGAAGUCAUUUUAGAUCUGGGCUGGGACCAUUCCUGUGAUGUCUGGAGUAUCGGCUGUAUACUCAUUGAGUACUACCUUGGCACUACACUUUUCCAGACACAUGACAGUAAAGAGCACCUUGCUAUGAUGGAGAGAGUCCUGGGCCCCAUUCCCACAGACCUCCUACAGAAAACCAAGAAACGAAGGUAUGUUCAUCGAUGCAAAUUAGACUGGGAUGCACACAGCUCAUCUGGGAGAUAUGUAAGAAAACACUGCAAACCCCUGAAGAAUUACAUGGUGUCAAAGAGUGAAGACCACCUGAGGCUGUUUGAUCUGAUACAGAAGAUGAUGGAGUAUAACCCCGCUAAGCGUCUCAGUCUGGAGCAGGCUCUCAGACACCCAUUCUUCGCUUGCUAUUACAAGAGCGUCAGUAAAGGUAGUAGAAGCAGCAGCAAAAGUAGUAGCAGAAGCAGCAGCAGCAGCAGCAGUGGCAGCAAGAAAGACUGAAGGGCUGAACUUCUGACCUGAGUCCUGACCAUGGAUCCCUUCGUCACUGCGACCCUCAUCGUGGUGGUUCACCCUCUGCUGCCUCUCCAGGAGAGUUGUAGUUUAAAUGACUGUAUCAGUCCACUGCUCUGCUUUGUCUGCUCCGUAAGCCAUCCUACUCAUCUGUGGAAUGUUUCGAUGUAAUGAGUCACUCCCUUAGGUUUCUAUUUAUUUGCUAUUGUAAUUUAAACAGUAGUUUAAAAAAUGUAUACUGAUGAAACUGAUUUGUUUUAUUUAGUCUUUUCUAUUCAUGUUCUAUUCUUGCAUUGUGAGGAUGGUGACAAAUUGAGAAAUGCUUUACUGAUCAAGAGUCUUCACAGUAAUUUAUGCAGUCUUGUACAUGUGGAAACAUUUCACUGGCAGAAAAUACUUGUACAUAGAAUUUGUUGUAACAUUUGUUUUUCCAUUAGCUAUGUAAUCUUUGCCAUACCGUGUACAUUUUCUCAAUAAACCAAUAGACAACAGAA